Messenger RNA from Hyalella azteca, 2332 nucleotides. RefSeq names its product FMRFamide receptor-like. The record is from RefSeq and is a predicted model, not a curated record. Gene Ontology annotation, biological process: G protein-coupled receptor signaling pathway. The transcript has 3 exons. Gene Ontology annotation, cellular component: membrane. NCBI's taxonomy places the organism in Eukaryota, Metazoa, Arthropoda, Malacostraca, Amphipoda, Hyalellidae. Gene Ontology annotation, molecular function: G protein-coupled receptor activity. The annotation marks the transcript as partial.
AAUUCCCCCUGAUCUCCAACAGACCGAACAUGCGGUCAUCCAUCAACUGCUGCUUCGUGGGCCUGGCGACGUUCGACAGCAUCCUUCUCAUCACAUCCAUCUUGAUGUUCGGGGUGACCGCCAUCUCAGAGUUCACCGGCCUCCUACAGUGGUACCAGAGGGAUGUCUUCCCGUGGGUUACGUUGGUAGCCUACCCUCUGGGUAUCGUGGCACAGACAGGAUCAGUGUACCUCACGGUCACGGUCACGGUCGAGAGAUACGUGGCGGUGUGCCAUCCCAUGAAGGCUUUAACUUUAUGUACGUACGGUCGGGCGAGGCUGUACGUCGUGGCCGUGGCAGUCUUCUCGCUGCUCUACAAUAUACCAAGAUUCGCUGAGGUCACGUACAAGAACUGCAACGUGGAUGGGGUGGAGUUCACGACGGUGGUGAUGACGGAACUACGAGGCCACGCGUCCUACAUCCAAGUCUACAUCACGUGGAUGUACCUCCUAGUGAUGUACCUUCUACCCUUCAUCAGUCUGCUGGUCUUCAAUGCCUUCAUCUACAAGCAGGUGCGACUGGCAAACGAAGAGCGACAGAGCCUGAGUCGGCUGGAGAAGAAAGAGCUUUCCCUGGCGGUGAUGCUUCUCGUGGUCGUCAUCGUCUUCUUCUUCUGCAACGUCUUGGCCUUCAUCGUCAGCGUGCUCGAGCUCUUCAAAAUCACCAUCGGAGAACUCACCAUUCUAAACAAUUUCCUGGUGACGGUGAAUUCGUCCGUGAAUUUCAUCAUCUACUGCAUUUUUGGCCAAAAGUUCCGGCGUUUGUUCCUGCAGAUUUUUUGUUUCGGGGCUUUGCAACGGAUCUGCGGAUCGGACGCUGGACCUCUCGAGUUAGCGUGCGUGGCAAGCAACAGCAUCUACGGCGAACGCGCGUCUUAUUCGUCGCACUCACGCAGCACUAAAGUCGUUCGUCUUUCGUUCGUUGACAAAAACGGUGACGCUAACACGAGGCUGCUGAGGAACAGGGAUUCAGUAGAAUCAGUGAGGAUCACAAGCAACGGCAACGGUCAGCACGAGCCUCUGAAGACCGUCCAGGAACACAGCAGCGCAGGCCCACUCGAGGACGACGCUUCGCCCACCCGCCCGCUGGCUGAGCAGAGCGAUGCCGAUGCUGGAGGUUCACACGAACCAAUGAAUUCUCAGUGAAAAUGAAGGAACGACGUGAAACUUUUUGAAAUUUUUAUUAUUAUCUUGAAAUGCGGCCGGACGUAUAUUUUUCAUUCUGGAGAAAAAAUAAAGGCGAAUAUAUAUGUUUGUAAAAUGCAUGGAAAGUCAACAAUUGUCUCUGAAUUUCAGGAUUUCUGUGUUUAAAGAACAUAUGUAUCCUUGUAUCAGUACUAGUGUCACAGAAGAGACUUGGUAAUAAACCUAGAAGAUUAGUUCGCUAACUUAGAUUGUUGGUGUUGUGAGAAGCGUGGAAUUUAUUUAGGUAAACCUGAACAACAAAGUAUUGAAUUAUUUUUCAGAAGAAUUAUUUACCGUUUCAAAUGCGCUAAACGAUUAAGUUUAACCUGACGCUUUUAAAUAAGACAAUAAAUAAAAUGAAAAUCAGCUUCCUUGGCAUAAAUUUUUUGGGGAUUUCAUAAUGACCUUUAAUUUCUUGAGUUCUCUCUUUGUUAUCUAAUUACAUGAAUAAAAACUUAUAUAAACGAAAUGGUUUGCGAGAAUUGGGCAUGGGAAAAGAAAUCGAAAGCCUGCAGUGAAAUUUAUUCUGUUGCUUCAAAGCAGCAAAGAACAUUUUAAAUUACUAAUAGAAAAUACGGACUCGUAAAUUCAAAAUUCGUCCGCAACUUUGGCAUCAAGGAAGGAAAAAUUCUGUUUUUACAAUUAAUUACAUAUUAUGGAAAAUUAUGUACUUACAAUUUCUUACAAAUAAUGAAUUGUCUCCUUGACAUUUUAAUCCGUUUAAACCCAACCUACAGGCUUACGGUCUCCACCGUAAGAAUGCAACGGGAAUUUCUGUUCCGAUCGACAUUUUUUACGAAUGUUUGUCUUGCUUUUCAAUACAUUUAAAAUCUGCUAUAACUUUCUGAAUUCCAACAUACUUCAUUGGAGUGAAUCUUUUACAGACUGUACCAAGCUAAAAUUUUCCGGAUGAAAUAGCAUGAAUCAAAUUUUAUCUUUCAAGUCCAUUAAAGAAUUGGAUUCCUAUCAUUAUAUCGAAAAUAUUUACGCUGUCGCCAGCGUUCGAAACGUCAAACAAAAUUUACAAAAGAAAGGAAUUUAGAGGCAAAAAAUAUAUUUAUAGAUCUUGGAUUACAAUAUUUCUGUUAUUGUAUUAUUUCAGAUAUUCA